UGGGCGGCGGAGCGGCGGGGGAGCGCGGAUCGGGCCGCUCCUAGGCUGCGCGGGGCCCUGCGCGGGGCGCGCAAGUGAGCCGGGCGCGCAAGGCGGCGCCGGGGCUGCGGGAAGGCGGCGCCAUGGCCGCGGUGCAGGCGUCCCGCCGGCAGUGGUGCUACUUGUGCGACCUGCCCAAGAUGCCGUGGGCCAUGAUCUGGGAUUUCAGCGAGGCCGUGUGCCGGGGCUGCGUGAACUUCGAAGGGGCCGAUCGCAUCGAGUUCCUCAUCGAGACGGCGCGGCAGUUGAAACGCAGCCACGCCAUGCAGGACGCCCGCUCGCCGGGGCCCCAGGCCGUCAAGCAUGCCAAGGACGGAGGGCCCCUGGACCGGGCCGGGCUGGAGCGCUACGAGCGGGCCCGGGGGCCUGGCGACUACACCCUCAGCCCCCGGUUGCCCAAUGGCCUGCCCCGGGCGGAGGACGGGGGACCCGAAGGCAGCCGGCAGAGCCCCACCGCCCGGCGGGCACUGAUGGGCCCCGUGCCGCCCAACCUGGGACUGAUGGGGGCGCCGCAGGGCUUGCUGGCUGCUGUGUCGGGGCUGGGGCCCCGGGGGCCCGGCCUGGGCUUGGCGGCUGCCUCGCCCCUCUUGGGGGAGCUGGGCAAGGCGCGGGGCCCCUACGGCGGCGAGUACGAGAAGGAGAAGCAGCGCAACGCGGAGUGCCUGGCCGAGCUGAGCGAGGCCUUGCGGGGCCGGGCGGAGGAGUGGCACGGCAAGCCCAAGGCGGUGCGGGAGCAGCUGCUGGCCCUCUCAGCCUGCGCCCCCUUCAACGUGCGCUUCAAGAAGGACCACGCGCUGGUGGGGCGCAUCUUCGCCUUCGACGCCGCCCCCCGGCCCGGCUACGAGUUCGAGCUGAAGCUCUUUGUCGAGUACCCGUGCGGCUCGGGCAGCGUCUACGCCGGCGUCCUCGCCUUGGCCAAGCAGAUGUUCCACGACUGCCUCAAGGACCCCGGCAAGGUGAUCUCCUCCGGCUACAAGUACCUGGAAUAUGAGAAGCGGCACGGCACCGGGGACUGGCGCCUGCUGGGGGAGCUCUUCACCGAGGGCGUCCGGUUCUUCCGGGACCCGCCGGCCCCUGAGGCCCUACCCCAGCAGUUCCUAGACAGCAGCUGCGCCAUGCUGCCCAGCGCCCUGGUGCGGGCCAUGCCACCCCGGGCCGUCAUGCGGCGCCGCAAGGCCUCCCCGGAGCCGGAGGGCGAGGGGGGUGCGGCGGGCAAGCUGACGGGCGAGGAGCAGCAACAGAGGCAGACCUGGCUUCCCCAAGGGUCGGCCGGGAUCUACUCGCCGGGCAUGGCCCACCUUGCCGUGCCCGCCGGCCAGGCCCCGGGGCCCGAGGGCGCCCUGCGCAACGACCCCUCGCCCAUCACCGCGCUGAAGAACGUCGCCGACGCCCUGGGGGCCGGGCAGUCGCCCAAGGAUGCCAACCCCGUCCACUCCACCACGGCCCGGCAAAACAGCGCCAGUCCUGCCUCGCCCGCUGCCUCGGCCCAGCACCGGCUCGUCCCGCGCAACAGCGAGCCCGGGCAGGCAUCUUCCUCGUCGUCCUCUUCCUCCGGGGCCCACUCAGCCGGCGGCACCGACUCAGCCGGCGCCCAGAGCACCCCCGACUCCUCGGGCGGCCCCAGCAGUGCCCCCCUGUGCUGCACCAUCUGUCACGAGCGGCUGGAAGACACCCACUUUGUGCAGUGCCCCUCGGUGCCAAGCCACAAGUUCUGCUUCCCUUGCUCCCGCGAUUUCAUCAAAGCCCAGGGGGCGGCCGGCGAGGUCUAUUGCCCCAGCGGGGAGAAGUGCCCCCUGGCCGGCUCCAACGUGCCCUGGGCCUUUAUGCAGGGAGAAAUCGCCACCAUCUUGGCCGGAGACGUCAGAGUCAAAAAGGAGCGGGAUCCGUGAACCGAGAGGGGGAUCGUGGGGGUGUCCUGUCACCCCCCCUGCCUGUGAUCUGGGGGUCCCCCGGCAGCAUGAGGCCUGCGGAGUAACUGGCGCUACAAUUAACUUAUUGCCCUUUUUAACCUUUCCCAGUCUGGGGCCCUGUAUAUAAUCUAUUUUUUAAUAUUUCCAUAGCAAUCUUAUAUAUGAGGUCAUAUCUACAUAACCAACUGGGGGGUAUCACGUGUGUGCUGGGGGGAGAUGGGAGGGUUUGCUGCAUAGCAGUAUAAGGGGAAGACGGGUGGGAGUGGUAAGGGACGGAGUGAGGCCCAGACCCUCUUUUGGGGCCACCCUGGAGAUAGAAUCUCUCUGUUCCGCCCCAGAGAGGACGCAACUGGGGCAGGGAUUCCCUGCCUGUCUAACGUGUCUCAGGCCUGGCAAGGCGUCACCCCUGGGGUGAGGGUGCCGUGUGUCAAUCUCCGGGGCCUACUGGGGCUGCGGCUCCUGUCAGGCGAGGGAAGUGACUGAGAACCUGCAAACUCGCUCCAUGCAAAUUGGGGGGAGAGGGAUGUGAGCUUUGCCUGUCAUGGUCCUGGGUCUGGAGUGGCACCCCCUAGAGGGGAAGGGCCCCAUAUCCCAUCCCCUGCGUGCUCUGCCAGGGAGGCAGUGUGGCCCUUGGGGCCAGGCUCUGGGCACCUUGUUUAGCAGCUCAGUUCCUGGCAUUCUGGGUUCCAAAGUUUGGGGAACUCUUCUCUCCCCCCCCGGCCCUCUUGUGGGUUCCCCAGCUGGGCCCAUAAGGGAGCCCCCCUCCCCUGGGAGAGCAGCACAAGGACCCUGGGAGUAGAAAGCCAGAGGGGAAGGGUGACCAACUGUGCUUCCUUGGCACCUAGCCACCCAGCUGUGCCAGUCUACUCACUCCCGACCCACAGCCCCCUGCUAGCCCAGCCUGGGCUCCCCCACAGCUGACCCGCAGCGAGAACUAGCUCCUAUCCCCACCCCAACCCCCCCAUUCAGAUGCCAGUGCACAACCAGUCCCCACUAAUCCUUUUGAGUGUGGGGGAGGAGGUGGAGUCAGGUCUCCUGGGUUCAAAAAGCUGGGAAGACAGUGCUCUGCAGAGAUUUGGGGUUCCUGAUGUUUGAACAGGGGAACCCCAGCUUCCGUGGCCAGAGGAGCUGCAUUGAGAGGAGAUGGGGUUGAUUUAUAGUAGGGCCUACCUUUAUUGUUGUUGCUGAUUGUAGGAUCCAGGCUGUUUGUGGGGAGGGGGCUGGCAGCCAGGACUCCUGGGUUCUCUCCCCAGCUUGGGGAGGGGAGUGGGGUCUAGUGGUUAGAGCAGGGGGACUGGGAGCCAGGACACCGGGGUACUAUCCAAGGCUUUGCUACGAGUUUGCCAUGCAGCUGUGGCCUAGACACGUCACCGGUCCGUGCCUCAGUUUCCUUCUGUAAAGUGGGGAGGCUGGCCCUGUAAUUGCUCAGCUAGCCUAGGGCUGGGCUGUUGCCCUUUCAUCAGUGCUCCUCUUUCAGAGCCCCCCAGGAACAACCCAGGGGCACCCCGAAUCCCCAUGAUAACAAAGACCCUUGUGCAAUCCCACAAUAACAAACCAGCGUCCCGUGUGUCCAAGGCCAAAAGUCAUAAGCAGUGGGGAAAAGGAAGAGGAGCAGUUCUGUGGGUGACCCCGCCCCGCCCUGACCAGCCAGCUGCCCCUUUAAGGGGUUCUCGCUGAUUUCCACCCCCCACCCCGCCCCAGCCACUGGAUUUCCAUCACAGGCAAGGAGCUUUCCUUGGUGGGCAGUGCAGCGACCUGAGACAGGCUGGAUGCCCCAGGGAGCUGGGAAUAAGGGAGUGGGAGAGAAAAGUGCCUAGACCCCGGUUUCCAUGGGGGACCCCCCACGGACCCCGUGCUCCCUGGGGCAGGGGAAUUUUCAUACCAAAAUGCUGAGCAGACGCACACGGAAACAGGGCCACGGCCGGGGGACUGUGUGCUGGGGGCACCCCGUGGUGUGGAUGGGCCAAAGGUAGAAAGAGUCCGGGAGGGGGAAUAGAUUUCCCCGUUUUUAACUGCUCCCCUGUCAUGCCUGGAGUGGGGGCCCCGUGGAUCUGUCCCCACCUGGCUUGGGGGCCCCAUGGAGCUGUGCCUUGGCUGGGAGGUUAUUUGGGUAGAGAUUCUUGGGGGGGGGGUGCCACUGGGUCUCCCCGGCAUGCCUGGACCCAGCGGGAUGGGCCAGGGAGGCUCCCAUGGGCGCA
Molecule: messenger RNA, 4147 nt
Organism: Malaclemys terrapin pileata
Lineage: Eukaryota; Metazoa; Chordata; Testudines; Emydidae
Gene: IRF2BP1
Product: interferon regulatory factor 2 binding protein 1
Exons: 1
Coding region: 123-1928 (601 amino acids)
Biological process (GO): regulation of transcription by RNA polymerase II
Cellular component (GO): nucleus
Molecular function (GO): transcription corepressor activity
Source: RefSeq, a predicted model, not a curated record